AUGGCCAGCAGUAGCAGAAUAGACUCAAGCCUUCCAGCGCAGCCCAACCUGCGAUUAACUAUAAUUGCUGCCGACGGCUUGUACAAGCGUGAUGUUUUUAGAUUUCCGGACCCUUUUGCGGUUGCGACAUUGAGUGGCGAGCAGACGAAAACGACCGCUGUUAUCAAAAGGACUCUGAAUCCUUACUGGAACGAGAUCUUCGACCUGCGUGCGAACGAAGAUAGCAUAUUGGCAGUACAGAUAUUUGACCAGAAAAAGUUCAAAAAGAAGGACCAAGGGUUCUUAGGUGUAAUAAAUGUUCGUGUUGGAGAUGUCAUCGACUUUUCUUCUCCCCAAGAUCAAAUGCUCACCCGAGAUCUGAAAAAAUCGACGGAUAAUCUUGUGGUACACGGAAAACUUAUUAUAAGCCUUUCCACAAAUCUAGAUGCCCCUCCAAGAGGAGGUAGCCUCGCCCCGCCCACGAACGACCAUUCAACUUCAAGCAACCGACCUCCGAUCCAUACUCCAACUGGCUCUGUAUCUGGUUUCUCAAACGCUGCUUCUUCGCCUGCUUCUCAUACUCCUCAACCACAAGGAGUCGUUAUGGCAAACGGAGCUGUCUCAAAUGGACCAACCCCAGGGCAUGCACCCGCUGCAGGCAGCGGCGGAAGCAAUGCACCUCCGGCCAGUGCAGGAGCAGGACAUCGAAACGGUUUGAGCUCAUUCGAGGAUGCUCAGGGUAGAUUGCCCGCUGGAUGGGAAAGACGGGAAGAUAACUUGGGACGAACCUACUACGUCGACCACAACACAAGAUCUACAAGUUGGAAUCGACCAUCUGCAUCAGGGACAACCGAGACAAGGCAGGACGAGAGAAAUGCUAACACUCAAGUGGAGCGUCAACGACAUCAGAACCGAACUCUACCUGAAGAUCGCACCGGUGCCAAUUCACCAAAUUUGGCACAGCAACAAGCUGGCAGUAGUGCUAACACCGCUGCUGCGACUACAAUGAUGGCUACUGGAGCUACAACUGCAGGAACCGGGGAACUUCCACCACUCUGGGAACAGAGACAUACUCCCGAGGGCCGUCCUUAUUUCGUGGAUCACAACACCCGAACCACAACUUGGGUAGACCCUAGGCGUCAACAAUAUAUCCGCAUGUAUGGUGGUCAAAAUGCCAACAACACCAUUCAACAACAACCAGUUUCACAACUUGGUCCUCUGCCAAGUGGCUGGGAAAUGAGACUCACAAAUACUGCAAGAGUCUACUUUGUGGAUCACAACACCAAAACCACUACCUGGGAUGACCCGCGACUGCCCUCUUCGCUAGAUCAGAACGUACCGCAAUACAAACGUGAUUUCAGAAGAAAGCUUAUCUACUUCCGUUCACAGCCAGCCUUGCGCAUUCUCUCCGGUCAGUGCCAUGUCAAGAUCCGAAGAUCACAUAUCUUCGAGGAUUCUUACGCUGAAAUUAUGCGUCAAUCUGCCACUGAUUUAAAGAAACGUCUUAUGAUUAAAUUUGAUGGAGAAGAUGGUCUCGAUUAUGGUGGAUUAUCGAGAGAAUUCUUUUUCCUUCUUUCUCAUGAAAUGUUCAAUCCUUUCUAUUGUUUAUUCGAAUACUCUGCUCACGAUAACUAUACUCUUCAAAUCAACCCCCACUCCGGAAUUAACCCAGAACAUCUUAACUACUUCAAAUUUAUUGGUAGAGUGGUUGGUUUGGCCAUCUUCCAUCGCCGAUUCUUGGAUGCAUUUUUCAUUGGUGCCCUGUACAAAAUGAUGCUUAAUAAGGCAGUCUCCCUUCAAGAUAUGGAGGGAGUUGAUGCCGAUUUCCAUCGAAGUCUUCAAUGGAUGUUGGAUAAUCCAAUUGAAGGUGUUCUGGACCAGACAUUCUCAACAGAAGAUGAGAGAUUUGGUGUUACAAAUGUCGAAGACCUUAAACCGGGCGGAAGAGAUAUUGAAGUCACAGAUGAGAAUAAAAAAGAGUAUGUUGAUUUGAUGGUCAAAUGGAGGAUUCAAAAGCGAAUUGAUGAGCAAUUCCAAGCUUUCAUCACUGGUUUCCAUGAGCUUAUUCCAGCCGAGCUUGUUAAUGUAUUUGAUGAAAGAGAGCUUGAGUUGUUGAUUGGAGGUAUUGCGGAAAUUGAUGUUGACGAUUGGAAGAAGCACACAGACUAUAGAGGAUACACAGAAUCUGAUGAGGUCAUUAAAUUUUUCUGGCAAACGAUCCGCAGCUGGGAUGGAGAACAGAAAUCUCGCCUUCUUCAAUUUGCUACCGGUACUUCUCGUAUUCCUGUCAACGGAUUUAAAGAUCUUCAGGGUAGUGAUGGGCCGAGAAGAUUCACAAUUGAAAAGCAAGGAGAGCCGAACAAUUUACCAAAAUCUCACACCUGUUUCAACCGACUGGAUCUUCCACCAUACAAGAACCUUGAGCAGUUGCAAACCAAAUUGACGAUGGCGGUAGAAGAGACAAUGGGAUUUGGACAGGAGUGA
Messenger RNA from Botrytis porri, 2463 nucleotides. RefSeq lists its product as uncharacterized. The record is from RefSeq and is a predicted model, not a curated record. The coding region runs from base 1 to 2463 and encodes 820 amino acids. Gene Ontology annotation, biological process: ubiquitin-dependent protein catabolic process. Lineage: Eukaryota; Fungi; Ascomycota; Leotiomycetes; Helotiales; Sclerotiniaceae. The transcript has 7 exons. Gene Ontology annotation, molecular function: protein binding; ubiquitin protein ligase activity.